Molecule: messenger RNA, 641 nt
Organism: Diuraphis noxia (Russian wheat aphid)
Lineage: Eukaryota; Metazoa; Arthropoda; Insecta; Hemiptera; Aphididae
Source: RefSeq, a predicted model, not a curated record
UGUUAAUAUAAAUCAUAACUAAUACUCGUUAUAUUAAUUUCAUUUAUCUAGGAAAAACGAUGGAAAGUGUAAGAAAAAGAAUUAACAUUGAACUGGUGUCUAGUGAACAGCGACUACAAAAACUUAUUAACAAAACAACCUUUAAACACUGCACUACAUACAACGAAAACCUACAUGCGGUUACGUUAGAAAAUAAAAUCAUUAAUUUUUGUAAACCUAUUUAUAUUGGUUUUGCUGUGCUAGAUAUUUCAAAGACCCUGAUGUACGACUAUCACUAUAACGUUAUGAAAAAACACUAUGGCGAUAAAAUCGAGCUGAUGUACACUGACACCGAUUCACUGGUAUACUACAUUCAGACCGAUGAUUUUUACAAUGAUCUGGUGAAUAAUUCUAACUUGCUUGAUCGAAUGGACACGUCAAAUCUACCCCAGGACCAUCCAUGUUACAUUGCUGAGAGAAAGAAGAUUCCCGGGCUAUUUUCUGAUGAAACAGAUGGGCACAUUAUGAGAGAAUUUAUAGCCCUUCGAGCAAAGUCCUAUGCAUACAUUUUGGAUGAUGAAGAAAAAAUCAAACCAAGAAUGCAUUGCAUGUCCAAGAUGGCUGAAGACAUUAUGGCUUGUCUUUAUAAUAAGUUUCUAUAG